This is a messenger RNA of Salvia hispanica, 817 nucleotides long. RefSeq names its product Ankyrin repeat family protein. Lineage: Eukaryota; Viridiplantae; Streptophyta; Magnoliopsida; Lamiales; Lamiaceae. Gene Ontology annotation, biological process: positive regulation of protein catabolic process; protein ubiquitination. The record is from RefSeq and is a predicted model, not a curated record. Gene Ontology annotation, molecular function: protein binding.
AGGAAUCAUUUCAAAGAUGGCGGUAGCUGAUGGACGACGCGAUGACGACGAAGACGGCGCCGCUCUCUUCGAGGAAGAAGGUGUCGACUACGCCGAAGACAUCGAUCUUUCCGAUAUACCUAUUCACCUCCGUCCCCUCGCCUCCUCCGCCGAGUCUGGCAACCUCGACGCCCUACGCCAAGCCCUAGAUGCUUUUGAUGGUAACAUUGAUGAACCAGUGGAAGAUGGUGAUACUGUUCUUCAUCUCACGUGCCUCUUUGGCCAUUUGAAUUGUGUCCAGUUUUUGUUGGAAAGAGGAGCUAACAUGGAAGCAAAGGACGAGGAUGGAGCAAUUCCCUUGCAUGAUGCUUGUGCUGGAGGCUAUCUGGAAAUUGCCCAACUACUUCUAAGCUCUGCUAAUGAUCCUGUCCGUGUGAACAGAAUGUUGGAGACUAUUGAUAUGGAAGGGGACACGCCUCUCCACCAUGCUGCUAGAGGAGAGUACACCAAUGUUGUAAGGUUGUUGCUUUCAUAUGGAGCUUCUCCAAGUACAACAAAUCUAUAUGGGAAGACUCCUGCUGAACUUGCUGAUGCUGGAACUGAAACUAGGAGCAUUCUGGAAGAGGCUCAAGGUGCUCUACUUCGCCAGCAGGCCUAGAAAUUAUGAUGGCACCCUCUACUGCAUUGCAUAUAAAGGAUUUUCUAGUGCAACUUACUAACUUGAAUUACUAGGGUCACCAUUGAGUUCAAUAGAUGAAAAUGUAUACCCCCUAUGAAAUGUUGCUACCCCCUAUGACACGAUCUGAUUUUGGUUUGAUGCGAUUCUUCUCCCCUCUCA